AUGGACAAGGGUGGAUGGACUGUUGUCCAUAACAAAAACGUGAGGAGAACAAAUAAUGGUGGAUCUUACUGGAAUGCGAGGAGAGGAAAAGAGGUUAUAGGUAAUGAAGAGGUGUCUAACUUCUUCAUCACAAACUUUAAUGAGGACUUGAGCGCAAGGGACCUUUUCGAGAACUUUAAAGAUUAUGGGCUAGUCAUGGAGGUGGCAAUACCGGCAAAAAGAAACAAACAAGGAAUGAGGUAUGGAUUUGUCAGAUUUAGGAAGGUAGAAAAUGAAAGAGAUAUGGCAAUCAAGCUAGAUAACAUCUUCAUCAGAGGAAGAAAACUGUAUGCAAACAUUCCUAGGUUUAACAGAGACAAAAGACUUGCUGCAAAGGACCAUAGGAGUGGGGUGGACACUAAGAGGACAGCAACAGGAAUAAACAAAGGUGAAGAACAACGUAAAGGACUGAAGGGGAACUAUCUACCAAGAACUGAAAACUCUUAUGCAAAUGUGGUGAGAGGUAGAGUGGUGGAGGGCCAAGGAAGGAAGCAUAUGUUACAGGGUAAGGUUAAGGAUAAGGACAAAGACACAAUAGGUUGGUGUGACAAGGUAAAACUGCCGAGAUUUGCACAUCUCCAAUUUAACAUGAAAGAAGAUGAAAUGAAAAGAUUUGAAAAAGCAUUUGUUGGGGUGGUGGAAAAGGCGGGUAUGACGUAUAACAUCCAAAAGGCUCUUCAUACAGAAGGUUAUUUCAAUAUUAAAGCCACGCCUUUGGGAGCUAAUCUCUGCCUAUUGGAGGAACAGGAGGAGGGAGAGAUUAAAACAAUGAUUGAGGAAGAUAGGGUUUGGAUAGAACAGUGGUUCUCAGACAUUCAUCCAUGGUCACCACAAGAUGUCGAUAAUGAACGUGUUACAUGGAUGAGAUGCUACGGACUACCGUGUCAUGCUUGGAACCCAAAGGUCUAA
Messenger RNA from Vicia villosa (hairy vetch), 948 nucleotides. RefSeq lists its product as uncharacterized. The coding region runs from base 1 to 948 and encodes 315 amino acids. The record is from RefSeq and is a predicted model, not a curated record. NCBI's taxonomy places the organism in Eukaryota, Viridiplantae, Streptophyta, Magnoliopsida, Fabales, Fabaceae. The transcript has a single exon. Gene Ontology annotation, molecular function: RNA binding.